Messenger RNA from Phragmites australis (common reed), 1269 nucleotides. RefSeq names its product very-long-chain 3-oxoacyl-CoA reductase 1-like. The transcript is spliced from 3 exons. Gene Ontology annotation, cellular component: endoplasmic reticulum. The record is from RefSeq and is a predicted model, not a curated record. NCBI's taxonomy places the organism in Eukaryota, Viridiplantae, Streptophyta, Magnoliopsida, Poales, Poaceae. Gene Ontology annotation, molecular function: ketoreductase activity. The coding region runs from base 73 to 1077 and encodes 334 amino acids.
GCGGCACUCUGGAGGGUACAGAGUAUUAUUGCCCUAAAAAACAAAGGCCAAGAUUGCUCUUUUAGCGUGUCCAUGCCUGAACUAGACAAGAUGGUCUAUGGGGCAGAAGCGCCAUGGCCAAACUCACCGCCGCCGAUGUGGUUCGAUGUCCUGGUGGCCCUUGGCCUCUGCGUCGUCGUGAGGUCCGUAGUCACCUUUGUCAAGUGCCUCCACCGCGCGUUCCUCCGACCAGGUAGGAACCUGGCCCGGCGCUAUGGCGCCUGGGCGGUGGUGACCGGCGCCACGGACGGCAUCGGCCGCGCGGUGGCGCUCGAGCUUGCACGCUGGGGGCUCAGCCUAGUCAUCGUCGGCCGGAAUCCGGACAAGCUCUCGAGGGUCAAGAAAGAGGUCCAGGCCGCCGCGCCGUCGUGCAAGGUGAGGACCGUGGUGUUCGACCUCGCCACCGGGGACGCGCGGGAGAUGGCGCGCGGCGUGGCGCGGGUGGCGGCCGAAGUGGAGGGACGGGACGUGGGGCUACUCGUGAACAACGCUGGCGCGACGUACCCGUACGCAGCCUACUUCCACGAGGUGGGGGCGCCCGUGUGGGAGACGGUGCUACGGGUGAACGUGGAGGCGGCGACGCGGAUCACGCACGCCGUCGUGCUGGAGAUGGCAGCGAGAGGGAGGGGCGCCGUCGUGAACGUGGGGUCCGGGUCGUCCGUCGUGCUGCCGGCGUUCCCGCUCUACGCCGUCUACGCAGCGAGCAAAGCGUAUGUUGAUCAAUUUUCUCGAAGCUUGAGUGUUGAAUACAAACAAUAUGGAGUAGACGUGCAAUGUCAGAUUCCACUGUAUGUUGCUACCAAGAUGUCCCCAGUCAAGAGUGACUCUCCAUUCAUACCAUCAACUGAAGAGUACGCUAAAGCCGCUGUUCGUUGCAUUGGCUAUGAAUCGAGGUGCGUCCCAUACUGGCGCCAUUCAGUCCAGUGGUUCUUCGCAUCUCUAGUCCCAGAUUCUGCUCUCAAUCAAUGGCGCCUCCAAAUUGGCAUCAGGAAGACAAACGAGAUGAAGGCACUACUUAGAGAAAAAGGCUCCAGUUAAACGGUUGUACAUAUAGUAAAUGAAGUGAUGAGUUUAAACUAGAGCUCCAUGUAUUCUGGUAAAAUUCGGUUUUUGGGACAGUCCUGCAAGCAGCACUUACAGUCCACUGGCCUAUUAGGGUAUUACGUUGGAAGUUAAGUGUAAUAAACCGUGUUGCACAAUUCGUGGUUUUUCUGAAAUGUAAAUGUUGCU